Molecule: messenger RNA, 1397 nt
Organism: Helianthus annuus (common sunflower)
Lineage: Eukaryota; Viridiplantae; Streptophyta; Magnoliopsida; Asterales; Asteraceae
Exons: 2
Coding region: 485-1225 (246 amino acids)
Source: RefSeq, a predicted model, not a curated record
CCACACAACACCUUGUGGAUUCCAUACCUGCCACGUGUCAAGCAAUGCCCCCAAACCAAUGCCCCACAGUGUUAGAGAACUAGCUCAUCACAUACUUUUCCUUUUGUUAUCUAUGUCUAACAUGGUUGAAUCAUCCGAUACAACCCGGUACAAUCGGUCGAACCAUUUCUAAGAUCAACCCGGUAUGGUUUAAAACCGGUUUUCAAAACAUUAACUAGAUCAUAGCUUAAAUUAUCAACUUUAUAAAUUUGAAUUUUCUAAAACAUAACGAAUCGAAUAUAUGUGGGAAUUCAAAAUAAGUCAAAUAUUUUUGAAUUCAAAUGGUUGGUUCUAUAUUUUACGAAGUAAAUAUCUCUGUAUAGUGGGUUGUAUUCUUUAUUCCUUAUGUAAUGCCUUUAUAUUGUGAUAAGGAUCAACGCAAUUCAAUUGAGGCAAAUAUCAUUUUUUUAUAAGAUAUCAGCCUAGUCUCGAUCUUCUUUCUUCAAUGGCUCCCCCAGAAAUGAGUCUGAAGCUUCUGGUCGACGUAAAAGGCUCAAGAGUGUUAUUUGCAGAAGUACCAAAAGAAUUUGUGGAUUUCCUUUUCCACAUAUUCUCUUUGCCUUUGGGCACCCUGGUCGAGUUAAUUGGAUCUAACCAGAUGGCGGGCUGCUUAGGAAAACUCAAAGGUAGCAUAGAAAGUUUCAAUGGAAACUACCUUCAACCUGGCAUCAAAAUGGAUGACAUCUUCAACCCCAAAACAGCAUUCAACGGUAAAACAUUUCUGUUAUCUUAUGAUGCUUCUUCUGGGGAUCAGUCCGGUGCAUCCAAAGCAGUUUACAGGUGUGCCAAGGCAGCAGGACAGUGCCAUUACUGUAGUAACUCAUACUCAUCUUGCAAGUCAAAUGCAACACUGUGUGCGAAUUCUAUAUGUCCCGGUUGCAGCGGUUACAUAAAUCAUAAGAUGGCACUUGUAACGCCGCCGAAUCAGGUAGCCGAAACAAAACUAGCGGAUGUGAUAAAGAAGCGUGGGUAUGUUAAGGAAGUUGUGACAUAUAUGGUGAUGGAUGAUCUAGUGGUGAACCCAAUGUCCACCAUUUCUGGCAUCACCCUCAUCAAUAAGUUUGGUGUCAAGGAUCUGAGUCAACUUGAAGAGAAGAAUGUUUCUUUUGGAAAAGAUGAGGGUCUGAAGCUGUUAGAGGCAUCUUUGAAGACCAACAAAGUGCUGACAACUGUCUUUCUGCAUUAAAAUAUAGUUAUGGAUCUGGUUUAUGAAAGUCUUUUGAUGUGUUUUAAUUUGAUGGUGGUAUGUAUGUAAGUCCCCCUUGCGGAUUAGAACUUAGUUAUCUUCUUUUGCCUACCACCUAUCAAUUUCGAAGGCAGUGCUAUCAUUUUAAGAUGAAACUUAUCACUUUAUAUCC